Molecule: messenger RNA, 1440 nt
Organism: Adineta ricciae
Lineage: Eukaryota; Metazoa; Rotifera; Eurotatoria; Adinetida; Adinetidae
Source: the annotation of a GenBank genome assembly
AUGCGUCUUCUAUUCGUCGCAAUUGCGUGUUUGCUUGCAGUCGAAUGUAUUCAUGGAUACCGAGGUCCAUUCCGUAAGUUACUACCAAAUCCAAAGCCAUCCGUCGUUACAGUUGAGGAAGAUCCCGGUGAACCUCUGUUCCUCACACCCUAUCUUGAACAAGGCAAAAUCGAAGAAGCAAGACGAUUGAGUUCGGUGGAAUUGCCCCCGUUCAAACAACAAUCAUUUUCUGGUUAUUUAACUGUGAAUAAACAGUACAAUUCCAACAUGUUCUUUUGGUUCUUCCCUGCCCAAAAUGGCAACAAGCCUGAUACACCAGUUAUGCUCUGGCUUCAAGGUGGUCCCGGUGCUUCAUCGUUAUUUGCCCUUUUUACUGAAAUAGGUCCAAUCUACAUCGACGCUAACGAAAACAUUCAGCUACGUGAAAUAACAUGGAACAAAAACUAUCAUCUUCUCUUCAUUGACAACCCAGUUGGUACUGGAUACAGCUUCACAAGUAACGAUCAAGGCUAUGCGCGCUCACAAGAAGACGUUGCACGAGAUCUCUACUCUGCUUUGACACAAUUCUUUCAAAUCUAUACUGACUAUGCCAACAAUCCAUUCUAUGUGACCGGUGAAAGUUAUGGUGGAAAAUAUGUACCUUCCAUCACAUAUAAAAUCCAUGUCGAAAAUCAAAAUCCACAAGCUAAAAUUAAAAUCAAUUUGAAAGGUAUGUCAAUCGGUGACGGUUUAACUGACCCAGUCAAUCAAUAUAUGUACGGUGAUUUUCUUUACCAGAUUGGUCUUAUUGAUUUGACACAAAAAGCUUAUGUUGAUUUACAAACCGCUCUCAUGCGAUAUGCGAUUGAACAACAAAGAUACAUUGAUGCUUUUCACAUAUUUGAUGCCUUACUCAACGGCGAUCUCCUCAAUACAACAUCCUACUUUUACAAUGUGACUGGUAUUAAAAAUUAUUUCAAUUAUCUUUUGACUAACGAACCACAAGAUCAAGGUUAUUUCAUUCCAUUCGUAACACGUGCCGAUCGACGAAAACAAAUCCAUGUUGGUAAUAUGUCAUACGGUGGCCAAAGUGAAAUCGUCGAGCGAAUGCUACUCAAUGAUGUCAUGCAAAGCAUGGCAUGGAAAGUUGCUGCUAUUGCCAACGCGAACUACAGCGUUUUGAUUUACAAUGGUCAAUUAGAUGUUAUCAUUGCAGUGCCACUAACUAUGGAAUGGAUCGGUCAAUUAGUCUGGAGCGGUACAGAUGAACUUCGACAAGCCCCACGCAAAAUAUGGAAAGUAGCUGAUAGUGAUCCGGAAAUUGCUGGUUAUAUUAAAACAGCAAAUAACAAUCGGUUUUUCCUUGCUACCAUUCGCAAUGCUGGUCACAUGGUUCCAUAUGAUCAACCACGAGCUUCGCUCGACUUACUCGAACGAUUCUUGGCUGCUCAACCAAAAUAA